Molecule: messenger RNA, 831 nt
Organism: Vavraia culicis subsp. floridensis
Lineage: Eukaryota; Fungi; Microsporidia; Pleistophoridae
Exons: 1
Coding region: 1-831 (276 amino acids)
Biological process (GO): signal transduction
Source: RefSeq, a predicted model, not a curated record
AUGAACGAAACAUACAUAGAGACAAAAUUAUCAGAAAAAAAUCUUACGAUAGACGAUAUUUCUGACGAAGAAUACAGAGAAUAUUUAGAAUACUUCGUAAAUACGAAUAUGGAUGUACUAAGAACAGUUUUUAGUUUGAUAGAAGUCAGAACAAUUCCUGAUUCUGUUUACAUCCCUAACAUGUACAAAUUCAAAGAAUUUACAAGAGAAAAUGUUAAAUUAGAACCUACUCGAUUAAAGUACUCGUACAGAGAGUUGAACAUUCCCAGUGACUUGAAUCAGAUUAUGGAAUUUUUCCUAACAUUGGACCUUACACAAACGGGGAUAUUCAAAAGAAGCCCGUCUGUUGUGGUGAUGGAAGCUGCUAUUAAAGAUUUUGAGGAGUGCAUGCAAGCACAGGAGAACAUACAUGAAAAGAUGAUACAAUAUGAUGGUAUCACGGUUUCUUCGGUAUUCAAAAACGUGUUCAACUACUACGAAAUGCCUAUUCUGCCAAAGGAAUUCGUCGAUUAUUUCUGCAGAAUAAAAAGGUUAUCCGAUGUAAAGGAACAGCACAUCGCGAUAAAGUUCCUUCUUCUCUGUCUGCCUAAGAAGAAUCGAAACGCGCUUGAAGCUGUGAUCAGGUUCAUUGAGAUAGUUCAUGGAUUGGCGGACAAAAGAGACCUUGAUCGCACGAAACACAUGGAUUUUCCAGGAUUUGUAUCUGUUAUGAUGCCCAAACUGAUGUUGAAGAGCAACAUACGUAUAAGAAUCGAAAACCUAAAAGAUUUGAUCGAUGUGUUACUUAUUGUGUUUAAGAAGUACAGAUGCUUUGUGAGUGUUAUAGAAUGA